CGACCUCGAGGACUCUGCUCACUACCCCACACAAGCAGACAUGGACACCAAGAUUGUAGUAUUCAUCUGUAUGGUCGGCGCAGCCUGCGCUAGCGUGGUGCCAGUGGCCCCGGUAGCGCGGUUAGACCCCUACCCCCAGUACGCCUACGGGUACGACGUACAGGACGCGCUCACAGGCGACUACAAAGGCCACCAGGAACAAAGGAACGGGGACCUAGUCACCGGCUCGUAUACCGUCGUCGACCCCGACGGCACCCGCAGGAUCGUCGACUACGCAGCUGAUCCCCUCAACGGCUUCAACGCGGUCGUCCGCCGCGAGCCGCUGGUCGUCGCCGCCCCCGCCAGGGUGGUAGCGCCCGCCCCUGUGGUCGCACCCGCCCCCAUCGCCCCCGCACCCCUGGUCGCCCCAGGCCCCUUCCUCCCCCGUGCACACUUCCACGCGCCCGCCCCAGCACAAUUUUUUGCCCCCAGGCUACCUAGUCCUUACUACUUCUAGAUGAAUUAAUUACAAUUUUGUUGUGUUUCUUUUGUAUAUUGUUUAGAUUUGUAUGAUUGUUAUUUAUACUAUUUCUAUUAAAUGAAUUGAACUGAA
This is a messenger RNA of Ostrinia nubilalis (European corn borer), 592 nucleotides long. RefSeq names its product larval cuticle protein A2B-like (gene CPR69). Bases 41 to 496 code for a protein of 151 amino acids. The transcript is spliced from 2 exons. The record is from RefSeq and is a predicted model, not a curated record. Lineage: Eukaryota; Metazoa; Arthropoda; Insecta; Lepidoptera; Crambidae. Gene Ontology annotation, cellular component: extracellular matrix.